Molecule: messenger RNA, 1662 nt
Organism: Thlaspi arvense
Lineage: Eukaryota; Viridiplantae; Streptophyta; Magnoliopsida; Brassicales; Brassicaceae
Source: the annotation of a GenBank genome assembly
GUAUGAUCCGACGACACGAACUCUCACAGUCCUGAAGCGAAGUAAAGGAUCGGAAUCGACAAGGGAUUAUGGCUUUGUCUUUGGUCUGCUCUGUUUCUUACAUCAAAUCCUCAAACCAAAUCCAUUGUUUUUCUCUCAGAAAAGAAAAAUCGGGACUUUAUAGAUUACUAUCGUGGAGCUCUCAUCAGGAGAAUCAUAGAUCGAUUAGAGUUAGCAAAAGAACGUUUCCUAAGAGAUUUACUUCGAAAAUGUUAGAUAACUCUGCACUGAAUCUCAACCGAUCAAAGAAGGUUUGGAUAUGGACAGAGCGCAAAGAGGUCAUGACGGCUUCAGUGGAACGCGGGUGGAACACUUUUAUCUUCUCAUCAGACAAUCGACAACUUUCGAAUGAGUGGUCAUCGAUUGCCUUGAUGGAUACAUUGUUUAUCAAUGAGAGGCGAGUUACUGAUGGUGCCGGUAAAGUUGUGGCUGCGGUCUUUGAGGUUUCAACACCGGAGGAGCUACAGAAGCUUAAGAUCGAAAAUGAGCAGAGUGAUAUUAUUGUUCUUGAUUUCUUAGACUGGAAGUCAAUCCCGGCGGAAAAUCUAGUGGCGGCUCUCCAAGGAAGCGAGAAGACGGUGUUUGCUGUUUCAAAUACACCAUCGGAGGCAAAACUGUACCUUGAGGCUUUAGAGCAUGGCCUCGGUGGAAUCAUUCUUAAAACCGGAGAUGUUAAAGCUGUUCUUGAGUUAAAGGAAUAUUUUGACAAAAGGAGCGAAGAAAGUGAUACAUUAAGCUUGACGGAAGCUACUAUAACUCGAGUUCAAAUGGUCGGUAUGGGAGACCGAGUCUGUGUUGAUCUUUGCAGCCUCAUGAGACUCGGUGAAGGUCUACUUGUUGGAUCUUUUGCAAGAGGACUCUUCUUGGUUCACUCGGAAUGCAUGGAGUCUAAUUACAUCGCAAGCAGACCAUUUAGAGUUAACGCCGGACCAGUUCAUGCUUAUGUCGCGGUUCCAGGCGGAAAGACUUGUUACCUCUCGGAGUUAAGGACGGGAAGAGAGGUGAUCGUUGUUGAUCAGAAAGGAAAACAGCGUACAGCUGUUGUUGGGCGUGUGAAAAUCGAGAAGCGGCCUCUUAUCCUCGUGGAGGCUAAGCUUAGUGCAGAGGAGGAAGAAACGAGAUUUAGCAUUAUCCUACAGAACGCGGAAACAGUUGCAUUAGUCACUCCUCAUCAAGUAAACUCAUCUCGGGAAACCGCUGUUCCCGUGACCUCGCUGAAACCAGGGGAUCGAGUUUUGAUCAGGUUACAGGGCGGCGCACGCCAUACCGGUAUAGAGAUUCAGGAGUUCAUUGUCGAGAAUUGAUCAGACUUUCGGAUUACGUUGAGACAUAUCAAAUAAAAUGUUUCUGUCUAUUCGUAUCUAGUUGUUUUCCAUAGGUCUCGGUUGCUUCAGGCUUAGCUUUGGCAUUUGCGUUUAUAGAAAAGAAAGAUUAAACGUUUUUUUUUUUGCUGAAUGCAAACGCAAACAGAAGGUUGAAGUUUAAAGACAUACAUUGUCUUCAUGUUUGCGUUUGGGGUUUAGGCUUGUAAUGAAGAGUUAACAUUUGCAUUUUGCAAAGUUGUAAAUUCGUUUGCCAACAAAUCAACACAACAAUAACACUAAAGUCUCUCAAUGACUUGAC